AUGAUUAAAAAUCCUUCUAAAAGAUAAGGAGGCAAAAAUGGAAUAGAUGAAAUACUUUAACACAGAUGGUUUAAAAAUAUAGAUAUAGCUUAAUUUGUAAAUAAGGCUAUCAAACAACCUUUUAUUCCUGAUCUACAAAAGUUAAAUUUAAAAUCAGUGAAUUAGAACGAUAAAUAAUUUCUUGGGUUGAUGUAAAGAGAAUAGAAAUAGAAUGCAUCUUUCAAAACAAUGUUUUCUAGCGAUUUUUAUUUUUCAAAUAACCUAGAAACAGAUAAAAGUAUCUAAUUUUCAAAAUCCAUUAUAGAAAACCUUGUUAAAAAGACUUUAGUCAAUAAAUAAUGCUUAACAAAUCUUUAGUUACAAACAUCUUCUCAAAUAAACAUUUACUAAUAACAAAUCCAAUCCUGA
Molecule: messenger RNA, 408 nt
Organism: Paramecium octaurelia
Lineage: Eukaryota; Ciliophora; Oligohymenophorea; Peniculida; Parameciidae
Source: the annotation of a GenBank genome assembly